UCUCUGCUCUCACUCUCAUCGCUCGGCGCAGAAACUCGUUCUUUUAGAUACCCACUCUCUUCAAUCCGACAAGGAAACAACUCGACUUCGAACAAAAUGAAGUCCCUCACGCUCGUUUUCACCCUCGCCGCCGUCGCGCUCUCCGCCUCCGCCUCCCUCUCCGACCUCUCCAGCUCAAACACCCAUCGCGCCCUCCACAACCGUCUCUCCAACAUCAAACCCGCCUCCAACCUCGAAGCAAAUGCAUCCGUCGCCAAGCCCCGUCGCCGCAAGCGCUCGCUCUGCGCCGCGAUGAGCAGUAGCAGCGCCGCCGCGGCGGCUUCUACCUCUGCGAGCUCUUCGAGUGUGUGGACAAGCUCGAGCUCGAGCGUGUGGGUUGCGCCGACGACGACGAGUAGCUCGGAUACGUGGACUAGUACGAGUAGUAGUGUGGCGGCGGCGAGUAGCAGUGCGAGUGCGAGCACGGAUGCGGGUGGGAAUACGUAUACUGGCGAUGGACAUACCUUCUCGUUCUCUAACCAGUGCUCGUACGCUGUCGUCCCCGUCCUCGUCGACGUUAGCGGAACUUACGAUAGCGCUUCUGGAACUACGCAGUGGAGCAGCACCUUGAACUCGCUGGCUGCUGGUGGUUCGUACAGCGCGACCGUUCCAUCCACCUGGAACGGCCGUCUCUUCGCGCAAGACUCCGCCUGCGGCUCCCUCGGCGAAGACUGCACGAUGGGCGAAUUCAACCUCGGCGCGGACAGCAUCUACACGCCCAACUCGUGGGAUGUGAGUAUCAUCCAGGGGUUCACGCAGAGUAUGAGUAUUGCGAGUGGGGGGAAUACGGCGAUUUGUACUAGUGCGAGCUGCACGUGCCCCGACGCGUACCCUGUUGGCGAUAUGACGGGUUGUGGAGACGAUGCGCCCGUGAAGGCGACUAGCUCGGGUGAUAAGACUUUCGAUAUCGUCUUCUGCCCCUAAACGCCCCUAUCCACGAUCGACACUCACCACUCAAGCCCAAAAUACUCCGUCUACCCCUCGAAGGGUAGUUCUCUUAAAUCUCCAUCCCCACCGCGGACUAUGAUCAUACAUCCUAUAGACUGUUGUUUCGCUCCUACCGCCGCUGCUGUUGUUUUGCUCCCUGGUCGUUGGUAUUUGUUGUCUGUCUGUCCGUCUCCCUAACUUGCCCUCCUCCCCGCUUUAUAGUUGGCGUGUGCGUUUGUCUUCUUCUCCCUCUUUAUACCUUCCAUUAUUCCUUGUUUGACUGGGUCGACUUCGUACGGACGAUAUAUGUGUUUGCUUUUGUGUCGUGGUACCCCUUGCUGGUGCUGCGCUCCCCUGUCCUCCUUCCAGGCUACACUCUUUCGUGCACGACUUUCCCCGUGUUUCGUCCUUCUAGCUUACAUCCCUCACCCCCUUUGAUGGUGAAAUAUGUUCUGGUCUUCGUCUUCGCCCUACGCUGUUGCAUUGUUCCACUAUUACUUGGUGUUACUUGGUGAUGCAUACUUAAACAUACGGCGCGUAUAUACCCUUGGUU
This is a messenger RNA of Stereum hirsutum FP-91666 SS1, 1519 nucleotides long. RefSeq lists its product as uncharacterized. Lineage: Eukaryota; Fungi; Basidiomycota; Agaricomycetes; Russulales; Stereaceae. The record is from RefSeq and is a predicted model, not a curated record. Bases 97 to 963 code for a protein of 288 amino acids. The transcript has 6 exons.